GCCGCCCCUCGGGCAGCUAGGUUUCGUUUCCUUGGCGGCCUCCCGGCGAUCUCGCGGCAGACGCGGCCAGGCUCCCCGCGCGUCCUGUCGGGCUCCCUCCCCCAGGAGCGCCAUGGCGGAGCUGUGCCCCCUGGCCGAGGAGCUGUCGUGCUCCAUCUGCCUGGAGCCCUUCAAGGAGCCGGUCACCACGCCGUGCGGCCACAACUUUUGCGGGUCGUGCCUGGACAGGACGUGGGCCGUCCAGGGCGCGCCCUACCUGUGUCCGCAGUGCCGCACCGGCUUCCAGACGCGGCCGCAGCUGCACAAGAACACGGUGCUGUGUGCGGUGGUGGAGCAGUUCCUGCAGGCCGAGCAGGCCCAGCCCGUGCUCCCCGACGACUGGACGCCGCCCGCCCGCGCCGCCGCCCCCAGCCCGGCCGGCCAGGUGGCCUGCGACCACUGCCUGCAGGCGACCGCCGUCAAGACGUGCCUGGUGUGCAUGGCCUCCUUCUGCCAGGAGCACCUGCAGCCGCACCUCGACAGCCCCGCCUUCCGGGACCACCCGCUGCAGCCGCCCGUCCGUGACCUGAUGCGCCGCAAGUGCCCCCAGCACAACCGGCUGCGGGACUUCUUCUGCCCGGAGCACAGCGAGUGCAUCUGUCACAUCUGCGUGGUGGAGCAUAAGACCUGCUCGCCUGCGCCCCUGAGUCAGGCCAGCACCAACCUGGAGAACAAGUUGAGGCAUAAACUGACUGUCAUGUACAGUCAGAUCAACGGGGCAUCGAAAGCACUGGAGGACGUGAGAGCCAGGCAGCAGGACAUGCGGGAGGCUGCGCAAAGGAAGAUGGACCAGCUUAGACAAGAAUACAUGGAAAUGAAGGCUCUCAUUGAUGCCUCAGAGGCCAGCGCUGCACGAAAGAUCAAGGAAGAGGAGAAGAGGGUCCACAGCAAGUUCGACAGCAUUUACCAGAUCCUUCUCAAGAAGAAGAGUGAGAUCCAGACCCUGAAGGAGGAGGUGGAGCUUGCCCUGACUAACGGGGACGAGUAUGAGUUUCUGGAGAAAGCAGCAAAACUGCAAGGAAUCACAACAAAGCCAGUCUACGUCCCCAAGGUGGAGCUGAAUCAUGAGCUGAUAAAGGGUGUCUGUCAGGGCACCUCUGAGCUCAAAAAUGAGCUGAAGCGGUACCUCAAACAGACCCAGGACAAGAAGCCUGAGGAGCUCACCGUCCCAGGGGACCCUGGAGGACAUGGCCCGCCGCAUACACCGAAACCCACACGGCCUAUGAAGAAGGUCCCAAAAGACGAAAAGAAACCCAAGAAACCUCCCCCAGCCGUUGCCUUACCCGCCAAGCUUCCCACCUUCGGAGCCCCGGAACACGUAGUGGAUCUCAAACAGACGGGCCAGGAGGCUGCAGCCAAAGUCCCCGCGGAGCAGCCGCCCUCUGCGUCUCUCGUUACCAAGGUGCUGGAGAACUUCCUCACCAAGUCCAGGCCUGAGCUCUUGGAGUAUGCUGUUAAAGUCAUCCUGGACUACAACACAGCCCACAACAAGGUGGCUCUGUCUGAGACCUACACUGUAGCCUCUGUGGCUGACGUAUCCCAGAACUACCGACCACAUCCCCAGAGGUUCACAUACUGCUCUCAGGUGCUGGGCCUGCACUGCUACAAGAAAGGGAUCCACUACUGGGAGGUGGAGCUGCAGAAGAACAACUUCUGUGGGGUGGGCGUCUGCUACGGCAGCAUGGAGCGGCAGGGCCCCGAGAGCCGGCUUGGCCGCAACAGUGCCUCCUGGUGUGUGGAGUGGUUCAACACCAAGAUCUCUGCCUGGCACAACAACGUGGAGAAGACCCUGCCCUCCACCAAAGCCACGCGGGUCGGGGUGCUUCUCAACUGCGAUCAUGGCUUCGUCAUCUUCUUCGCCGUGGCUGACAGGGUCCACGUGUUGUACAAGUACAAGGUGGACUUCGCCGAAGCUCUGUACCCGGCCUUCUGGCUCUUCUCCACAGGUGCCACGCUCUCCAUCUGCUCCUCCAAGUAGUCAGGCGGCAGAACUCGGCCUGACGGCUUGUGCAGUGCCCAGGGCUCUAGUGAAAAGGCUGCAGGUGGAACUCGCGGAGAGCUUCCUGAGCGUCCCCAAGGGCUGGAAGGGUGGGAGGGGAGCUGGGGAGGGUGGGAGGAUGGAGAGAUGGGAUAAGAGGAUGGCUUUGGCCAAGGAAAGGGGGGGCAGUGAUUUUGUUAUGGGUGAGGAAGCUUCCCACUUCCUGGUGCCCUGCAGGCAGGAUGACCGCCCCCCUUUUUCUGGUAGAUCUCCAGGCUGGAUGCCCAGCGGGCAGGAUGACACCCCUGCCUUGUUCUGGUAGAUCUCCAGGCUGGAUGCCCAGCAGGCAGGAUGACCCCCUGCCCUUGUUCUGGUAGAUCUCCAGGCUGGAUGCCCAGCAGGCAGGAUGACCCCCUGCCCUUGUUCUGGUAGAUCUCCAGGCUGGAUGCCCAGCAGGCAGGAUAACAUCCCCCCCCCCUUGUUCUGGUAGAUCUCCAGGCUGGAUGCCCAGCAGGCAGGAUAACACCCCCCCCUCCUUGUUCUGGUAGAUCUCCAGGCUGCUGGGCAGCUGGGCGGGGCUUUAGGAAGUGAAGUCAUUAGUGUCCCUCUCCACUUGGAAAUCAUCUGUAGCCACUGUGCAUUCUUCCUUAGGCCUCUGGGUGUCUGCCUCUUUGCUCUCUGGAAUAGCCUUCAGCUCUUGGAGUUUUGAUGACUCUUCUGUAGAGCUAUUCAACUCUAUAGAUUUUUUAAAAAAUUCCAAAGUCAUUGAAUUUCAAUAUUACUCUCCACUACCUACAUGUGGGAGUUGGGGUGAAUGCUUAGACUUCUGGUUAUUUUCUGUGCUUGAGAGAAGCAACCCACAACAGGUCUCCAUUCAGACCAAAAUUUCCCAAAGAAGUAUGUCCUUUUCCUCCACUGUUUUCCCUUCCUGUCUUAGACCUCAUUGCCCCAUCCAUGGUUUUAAAAUGUUUAGUCCAACAGGAACCUUUUUAGUCUUAAGAUUUCAAACCAUAAUCUGAAUCAGCCUGUGUUGGAUUUGUGAUUCAGGGUCACGGUGACCCAGGUCCCAUGUGGCCAGAAACCCCUCCCACUCCCAUAUAUCAUGAAAGGCAUCUCAGCAGAGAUGCCUUGGCUGAAGCCAUGGAGCCUUGUUCCCAUAGCCCAGGCUUUGGGGCAAGGGUCUUCACUAGGCAAGACGGACCCUGACUGUUUGCAGUUGGUGGUUUUGCUCUUGUUAGAGCAUCUUGCCUUCUUACUGAUCACUCUUCUCAGUGAUAGCUUCCAUUCCCUGGGUUGUGAGAUUUUGCACUGGCUGGUGGAGAUACCACCUUGGCCAGCAUCGUUGAAUGGUCAGCUAAGCCUGCUACCACGCACACAUGCCAGGUGUGGCUACCUCAGGGACCAUACCAGGUCAUCUGCUGGGGUGCCUAUCUGUGGCCAGAAGGGCCUUCUAGCAGGUCCAUGGGAAACAGCAACAUUCCUGUUCAACCCAGCACUGGUCCUUGCGUGAGUCAGAGGCCUGUCACUGGCCCUAGCCCUUUCUACUCUCUUCCUCGUUUGAGCCAGCUUCAGAUGUAGGAAUUGACCAGGCAAAGGGUCAAGAAGACUUAAGGACCAGGGAGGAAACAAGUGGCCAGGCUUAAGCACAAGGGGCUAUUUUUCCUUCGGUGUUUCUGUGCAAGGAAAAUAACCCCAGUCCACUGGGGGAUGAAUGGAUUGCUGGAAUUUCCCGAGUGCCUUAUAUCCUGACGUUGCCAGGAUGUAAGUUCUCAUCCCCAAAGUGUGGGAAAUGUAACUUCUUGUGGUGAAACAUGUCCUGCUCUGGGCUUUCCCAAGAGGAGCGCUGAGGUCAGGCUCCUUGUGCUAUGGAAGGGACAACGAUACCACUGGAGAUGGGGACCCCAGGCCUUUCCAUGUGGAUGUUUGACAAGUUAGCAUCUCAGGUCUUGUGCUGGGCCCCUGGGACACUCGUGUCAGCCCCAGAGCACUUGAUAUUCCUGACAGAUAUGUUGAGCUGUGUCACUUCCCAACAAGAACUUUCACUUCCUUGGGAGAGAAAUCAUCUUUGUAGGGAAGAUCCCCCGGCAGCAGAUGAAAUGUGUGUGGGAUGUUUUGGUUGUUUUUUUUUUUUUUUUUUAAAGUUUUCUUCCUUUGCUACUGGGAAGAAAAGUUCUUUGGUGAUUCUUCUCAGCUUUUGGUGAUGGUCCAAAAGAUACUCAUUGGUCUCUGGAAACCAAAGCCUUGUUAGAAGCAAGUUUAUACUUGGGAAACAGCUGGGUUGAGAAGAGAGCGCUGAAGAUUAUACUGUGGGUCCUGCUCCUGUUUUUCUGCAGAAAUGCAGCCGAGAGGGCUGUUCCCUGAUGAUUGGUUAUCCAGCUCAGGAAAGGGAAGCAUGAGACCCUCUGUUGAUGAGAGGCAGGCAGGUGACCCAAGCCGAACCCUGUGCGGGUUCUUUGGAGACGUGAAUUGGGUACACCCUUGCUGUCUCAAACCAUUCUGUUUUUACAUCCCCUCCCUUGCCUUGUGGGCCCGGUGCCCCACACUAGAGUCCUAGAGUUGGGGGGAACUUUGUAUUCAUCUGACUUCCAGUUUGGCAGAGCAAGUCAGAUGGGGAGGUAUUGGAUGAUUACACUCACCACUCUUGCCAUCCCAUCAUAGAGGAGUUGCCUCCUUAGAUGCCCCUGGUACCCUGGGGGAGGGUCAGAACUUCCCAGAUACACAGACAUAAAAAUACUCUCCCAACCCAGGUAUCAGGGGCUGUCUCAAUCACUCUGGCGUGAUAAACUAAAAGUUGGGGUCAAGUUACUGUUAUUACUCCAGUGCUGGUUGAUUGGUUCCCCUGUUAUAAUUACUUUGAAAUGGGUCUGUGAUCUAUAGCUAAUAAUUAUAUGUUAUUCCUUGCCUUAUUCUGCCCCACCCCCUACUGAUUUUAAUUAAUUAGUAUUUAAGCUUAUAUUCUUGUGCUUAUAUUUUUAAGAGCUGAUUCUUUUGGAGAUGAUCAGGGCUGUAGGCACAGAUGUUUUGAAACCCAUGAGAAAUACGAGGGCCAAGGCUGGCGGACGUGCCUUAGAAACUUUGAAUGCAAUAAAGCAGCAUUUGGUAUUGUUUCACACAUGGCAGUGUGUGUAGAAAGUAAUUCUUACCUGUCAUACUGUCUCAAACCAUUGAGGUGUCCAAGGGCCUCUGGCGCCUCCCCCCACCCCCCAGCUGCCUGGAGAUUGAGAUUUCAGCAGAACUAUAGCCCAUUUGAGGCUGCCAUGGGUUGGCAGCCCCUCAGAAAGCUUUUGACAAAGAAAUCUCAGCCAGAUAGGAUGUCCUUCUGGACUUUGCAUCAGGAUAAUCUGAGGAUGAGGGUGAGGAGGAAAGGAACGGGUAUGAGUGAAAAGGUAAAUAAACCACAGUCGGGUCAUCAGGGAAACAACGAUGGAAAUGUGAGGGUUCAUUGUAUUAUUCCUUCUACUGUUGCCUCUGUUUGAAAAUUUCUAUAAUAAAAAGUUAAAAAAUGAAACAAAAACCAGCCAGCAGUGGGCCCUGUUCAUGGAUUUUAUCCUUGUUUGAAGAGGGGUAGAAAUUGUGGGAGGUGUGGAUUUG
Molecule: messenger RNA, 5608 nt
Organism: Hippopotamus amphibius kiboko
Lineage: Eukaryota; Metazoa; Chordata; Mammalia; Artiodactyla; Hippopotamidae
Gene: TRIM25
Product: tripartite motif containing 25
Exons: 9
Coding region: 113-2017 (634 amino acids)
Molecular function (GO): protein binding
Source: RefSeq, a predicted model, not a curated record